AUGAUUUGCAAGCUGCAGACAAACAUACUUGGUAAUCAACCUAAUCAAGCAUUUACACAGGAACCUGCAUUUAAGGAGAAACGUUUGAAAAAAUGUCCCGAGUAUAUACUUGGACAAACGAUGUUGGAAAAUGCAACAGAGGAUGGUCUUAUGGGUUUUACUCUUUUAGAAUGUGGAAGGGCACAAAUGUCAUUAGCUAAUGAAACGGUUGAACAUGAAGCAAAGGUAGAACAAUAUGUUGCAGCUCCAUUACAGCAUAUUUUAGAUACUGACAUUCCAAAUAUAUUGAAGCAUAAGAGAAAUUUGGCACGAUUAAUUUUGGACAUGGACAGUGCAAGAACGCGCUAUCAACAAGCUAGCAAGCAUAAUGCUGGAACUGGUGCAACAAAAGCAGAUAGCUUAAGAGAAGAUUUAGAAGAGGCUGAGUCUAAAGUCGAACAAUGCAGGGAUCAACUAGCUGCAGAAAUGUUUCAAUUAAUGUCGAGAGAAACAGAACUAGCGCAGACUAUCAUACAAUAUGUCAAAUUGCAAAGAGCAUAUCAUGAAAGUGCUUUACACUCUCUUGAAGAUCUUAUUCCUGGAUUAGAAAGUUAUAUCAAUAAUAAUGAAAUGAAACCUGUUUAUGGUUAUCCUCUUGAAGAACAUCUUAGAGUAACGAAUAGGAAAAUAGCAUUACCUAUACAAUUAUGCGUAUCCGCAUUACUGCGUUUAGGAAUGGAAGAAGAGGGUUUAUUUAGAGUAGCCGGUGCUGCAUCUAAAUCUCGUAGAAUUAAGCUAAGUUUAGAUGCAUGCUGUUUGACUUUAUCAACAGCUUUAGAAUACAAGGAUCCUCAUGUUAUUGCUGGUGCAUUGAAGUCUUAUUUACGUGAACUUCCAGAACCUUUAUUAACAUUUAAAUUGUAUCCUGAAUGGAUGGCUGCUGCUAAAAUAACACAAAAUGAAGUUAGGUUACGUGCGCUCUGGGAAGUACUGCACAAGCUUCCGUCUGCAAACUUAGAAAAUUUGCGAUUCCUAAUUAAAUUCUUAGCAGUAUUGAGCAAAAACCAGGAUAUAAAUAAAAUGUCACCUCAAAACAUAGCAAUCGUAAUAGGUCCUAACUUGAUUUGGAGUCCACAAGAAGAUGUAAAUACAAUAGUGUAA
This is a messenger RNA of Vespa velutina, 1140 nucleotides long. Its product is annotated as rho GTPase-activating protein 44-like. Gene Ontology annotation, cellular component: intracellular anatomical structure; cytoplasm. Gene Ontology annotation, biological process: regulation of actin cytoskeleton organization; signal transduction; regulation of Rac protein signal transduction. The record is from RefSeq and is a predicted model, not a curated record. The coding region runs from base 1 to 1140 and encodes 379 amino acids. Lineage: Eukaryota; Metazoa; Arthropoda; Insecta; Hymenoptera; Vespidae. Gene Ontology annotation, molecular function: protein binding; GTPase activator activity. The transcript is spliced from 6 exons.